UUCAUUUGAUAGCUUGCGGCGGUCGCUCUAUGGCAAGUACAAGAUCCGAACGCUCGGAAAGGAGCAAAACGAAGAAGAAGAGAUCAAGGAGAAGCGAUAGCGAGAGAAGCGAGAGAAGCAGCAGAAGCAGGAGUAGGAGAAGACAACAUAGGCCGUCGAGAUCGGGAAGAAGCGGUUCUGAGAGCCAUAGAUCUUCGAAAAAGUCUUCGAAAUCACACAAAAGCAAGCGAAGUUCAAGAAGAUCGCGGCGAUCACGCAGAUCUGAAAGGAGCAGGGGGAGGAACACUAUCAAGCUCAUCUACAAAAAAGGGCAUCGCUAUGUGAAAAUCACAGACUUCGUUGCUGUGUCUCAACUCAUAAAACAGCAUCAAGUGACUGGACGAGUUCCGCGCUCUAUCGAUCUCACUGAUUAUUUUGAUACGACCAUUACAAUUCUAGCUGACUACAUCGAAAAAGGAGAGAUAAAAGCUAAAAUAUCAUUCUACGCUUUGGCAGAGCUACUGAAGCUCACAAAGACUUUUGUGAUGGAAGAUCUACAAAGGCGCCUUGAAGAGAUCCUCAUUUUGACCGCCGAUACUUCUACCGAUCAUCUCAUACAAGCGGUUCUUGUAGCUGGCACAUCAAACAUUACAAAAGAGACGGAGAAUGCUCUGCAUUAUCUCGCCGCUUGGAGUUUUGUGAAAAUGGCCAAGUUACCGGACUUCCAGCGCAUUCCGUACCACCAGUUUGUCAUGCUUCUAGCCAGCUGCGAGCUACAUGUUGCUCAUGAAGUCGUCGCUGCUGAUGCCGCUCUUCUAUGGCUUGUCGGUCAACCUCAUCCAGCUGUUUACGUGCCUGGUGUAUUUUCCGUGAUUCGUUCCGCUUAUCUAAGUAAAGUAGAUCGUCAGCUCAUCGUAGAACGCAUCGCUACUCUGCAAAUGCCGGAAUCGGUGGCUCGUUUCGCCAAAAAUUCGAUGGAGUCAAAGCAUAGUAGCCGAAUCUGCCUUGAAGGAACACACAUCAAUCGUCAUCUAGUCCGUUGUGGUAUACCAGAUCCUGAGAAACGUCCGAAAGAGACACAACUAGUGUUGAGUAGACCACGUGAGGGGAUCAAAUGGAGUGAGAAGAACCUAGAAGAGCAGAAAAAAUCGAGGAGAUCGAAAAGAUUGAGAAGAUCCAAGAAGUCCAGAAGUAGAAAGAGUAGAAGAAGCAGCCAAAGCAAAAGAUCUAGCCGCAAGAGUAGAUCGCAGCGUUCAUCAAGAAGUAAACGGUCGCCAAAAUCGGAAAGAUCCGGAUCAAAAAGCAGACGCUCGAAAAGAAGCAGUAAAUCGUCAAAAAGACGUCACAGAUCUAGCUCAGAAAGACGUCGCAGCAGGCGUGAAAGUAGAAGCAAAAGCAAGAGGAGCCAAAAAUCAGAACGUAGUAAUGGAAAUGGUGAAGGUAGGAAAAAACGCGCGAAAGAGGGCGAAGAAUCGGGGAGCGAAAGAGGCGAGAAGAGGCGUGGGAAGAAAACGAGGACGAGUAAAAUUCUUUGACAAAGCCACUGAUACAGCGUAGAUGAAUUUUGAUGUAGUAAAGCAGUAUGUAGCUGUAUUAAAGCUGUUGCCCAGGCA
Messenger RNA from Cylicocyclus nassatus, 1592 nucleotides. The record is from the annotation of a GenBank genome assembly. NCBI's taxonomy places the organism in Eukaryota, Metazoa, Nematoda, Chromadorea, Rhabditida, Strongylidae.